UUGUGCAAACAAAAGUGCCUGCCCCCCAAGCCCCCAAGCCCAUAAAACCCCAACGAGGAAGAAAGUGAUCGAGUGUGCCUUCAUUUGCAUAUCCUUGCAAAUUAUUUAAAUUAAAAUAUUAUUAUUAUUAUUAUUAAAUAAUACGCAAAACGUGCAGCAAUGCCUCCUGCCGCCCAAGUGCCAUGCCAACAUACAAAAGUAUUCAAUAAUAUUCAAUAAUAAUUCGGAAAUAAAUUCCCGAAAGCGCCUGCAAAAUUUGAUUAAUCAUUGUGCCUUGAACUGGUCGUCGUCGUCGUCGUCGUCGUGACUCGUCGUGAGUCAGGGAAACGCCGCUGCCUUAAUUACCCGCAAAUCAACCAAAAUUCAACAAAUUAUUCAGUUAAAUUUAAGUAAAAGCAGCAGCCGCAGCAGCCGCAGCAGACACCGCUCUCCGUCUCUGUGUGUGUGUGAGGUGUGUGGUGUCGUCCUGUCCAUCCUUUCCUCGUACGGAGCCCCUGGAUGCAAAUAAACUCCGCCUAAAUGCAUACGGAUAUCAUAAUCGGUGACCAAUUUGCGGCCAACAAUAACUACUGGGUGAUGCAGUCCCCGGAACUGGACUAUCGGCACGAGCUGAUGGGCCGUCUCCACAAGAUAGAGCCCGCCGACGUGGAGCUGGAGGUUCUGGCCGCCACCAGCCACAGCCACAGCCACAACAGCAAUGGCAGCCAGACCCCCAGCCUUGCAGCGUCCCAGCAGCAGCAGCAGCAACAGCAACAGCAGCAGCAGCAACAACAACAUCAGUUCCACCAUCAUCACCUGCAUCAUCAUCAUUCGCACCAGCACCAGCAUCACCAUCAGCACCACCACCACGCGCACCACUUGCACCAGCAACAGCACCAGCAGCAGCAGCAGUCGCACAGUCUGCAGAGCGGCGAGAGCGGCGCUGCUGCCACAGACGCGUGGCAGCUGUCAGCGGUGGGUUAUGGCAGCACGGAUCCCCAGCAGCAGCAUGCCGCUGGCUCUCCCAACUCCAAUUCAAACUCCGCCUAUGCCUGCACGCCCCUCUACGAUGGUGCGCCCUACGAGGUGGCUCUGGUCUAUGGCGGGGGUACGGCCGCAGCCUCAGCCUCAGCCACAGGUGGUGGCAGCAGCAGGAGCGCUGGCGGGGAGAAGGAGUAUUUGUAUGAAACCAAAAACAAAGAGACGGCUUCGCUCUUUGCGGAUCCAUUGGACAAUCCGUAUCAGCGGCCAGUGCCGCUCUGGGACGAUAUCACUACCUCAAUCCAAAAUAUCGAUCCAGAGAAUGCGCUCAUGCUGAGUGCCACAACGAAUGGUGGCAGCGGCAACAACAGUAGCAGCAAUAACCACACAACCAACAGCAACAGCAAUGGGGACAAUGCAACAACGGUGCAACAGCAACAGCAGCAGCUGCCACAGGUCAAAAUGGAGGCACUCGAUGAGAGUUUGCUGGAGACUUUCUCAACGCCGCUGCUCAGUCCCCUGGAGAUUAAGACAGAGAAGCAGCAGCGACAACAGCAACAGCAGCAGCAGCAACAGGCACAACAGCAGCAGCAGCAGCAAUACCAGCAGCAGCAGCAGCAACAUCAGCAACACUAUCAGCAACAUUAUCAACAACAGCAGCAACAGCAGCAGCAGCAGCACUUGUACCAGCAUCAUCCCAGUCUGUCGUCGGUGCUGCCACCCGCUGUCGAGACGGUGGUGGAGUUGCAACUGCAACAACAGCUAGUACAGCAGCAGCAGCAGCAACAGCAGCAGCAGCUGCACAGUGGCAGCAACAGCCCCAAGCAGCAGCUGCAGGCGACGGCGACCCCCGGCGACAACGGCAGCAGCACCUCCUCCUAUCAGCAGCAAUACGCAUCUCAAUUGAAUGCCACCACAUCAGGCGGCGGCUAUCUGAACGGUAGCAACAGCAGCAGCAGCAGCAGCGGUGGCAACACGAGUGCAACGGCCAUCAGCAGCAGCAGCAGCAGCAUCAGCAGCUACGGCUAUAGCUGGCACAGCAGUCAGACAUUUCACACCAAAUACCAAAUACACCCGCCAUCCGCAGCAGCAGCAGCAGCAGCAGCCAGUGCUGCAUCCGCCCACACUGCCACGCCCACAGCUCAACAUGGCGUUGCUCAAUUGCAGCAACUGUGCCCCCCGGCGGCACCCAGCACACCCUCUGCCACAUCCUCCUCGGCCUCCUCGUCAUCGGCCUCGUCGUCGACGCGCCACAUGUUCGUGCCACCGCUGACGCCGCCCAGCUCCGAUCCCGGUAGCCCCUCAGCGGCCGCCGCAGCGGCACAGAGACGCACCACCCCGCCACCGCCCUACCAGCAAGGACACGGACUGCUCUUGGGUCUGCCACAGCCGCCGCCGCAGCUGCAGCUACUUGGAGGAGUUGGCGGCGGCUCUGCCACCACGCUCACCACCCUCACAGCCUCCGCCUCGUCAUCCGCGCAACAGCAGCUGCCCCAGCAGCAGCAGCAGCAGCAGCCCACGCCCGUGGCACCUGCGGCCCCACCGCCACGUUCGGGUGGUGGCUCCUCGGGCAGAAGGGGCCGGCAUGCGCACCAUCAGCCGGGCACAGCGGCGCACAUUGCCAGCCUCAUGAGCGUCCGGACAGUGCGCUACAAUCGACGCAACAAUCCGGAGCUGGAGAAGCGUCGCAUCCAUCACUGUGAUUUCGUGGGCUGCUCGAAGGUUUACACCAAAAGCUCGCAUUUGAAGGCCCAUCAGAGGAUACACACGGGUGAGAAACCGUACACCUGCCAGUGGCCCGAAUGCGAGUGGCGCUUUGCCCGUUCCGAUGAGCUGACGCGACACUAUCGCAAGCAUACGGGCGCCAAGCCCUUCAAGUGCAUCGUUUGCGAGCGAAGUUUUGCGCGUAGCGAUCAUUUGGCGUUGCACAUGAAGCGGCAUCUGCCCAAGAACAAAUGAGAGCGAAAGAAGGUCGCCCCCCCGGGUGCAGGCGUAGAAGGGGAGCGACCAGCAGCAGAGCAACAACAGCAACAGCAACAACAACAGCAACAACAACAACAAAAUCAACUAUACCACAAUCCAAAGGACUUUAGUUUAGAUAUGAGAAAUGAAUUCGUUUAGUUGAAAAGGUUAACUACUACAUGGUACUACUACUAAUACACACAAACACCACACACAUACAUACACACACACACACCACACACAUACAUACACACACACACACACAGAAAGAGAAAGAGAAGACACACACUGUAGGAAUCGCUGUGGAGCAAAACUCAAACUAACUCAAAUCUAAAACUAGUUUAAGCACUAGUGAAAUUACUGUUAUGUUAUGUUAUCCAUCUGCUACAACAACAACAACAAAAUCUACACCUAAGCAACGCUGAGCACCCCCUAAGCCCCUGCCCUACCCCUACCCGCACUUGUAUAAAGAUUUCUCUCGCAUAAGUUCUAAAAUAGUUUCCCGUCAUCGUAGGCUUAGAUCAUAGGCAACAAACAACAACAAAAAAAACAUAGUUCAUAGUCUGCUCUGUAUGUUACACUACAUAUGUAUGUAUUCCAUGUACUACAUAUAUACAUAUCUCCCAUAUAAAUAUCUAUCUGUAUUUUUAUCUGUAACUGUAACUGUAUUCCGUGUACGACUAGUUUUUACCCAUAGAUCUACAUAUAUGUAUUUCCACGUACUAUAUCUAUAUAUGUAUAGAUGUAUAGAUGUAUAUGUCUAGUUUAAGUGUAUGUGUGCGUCGCUGUAUACUGUUUCAAACCACCAAAAAGUGCUGGCACAAAACAAAUCCAAUAAACAUUUUUGAA
This is a messenger RNA of Drosophila obscura, 3771 nucleotides long. RefSeq names its product dendritic arbor reduction protein 1 (gene dar1). The transcript is spliced from 6 exons. Bases 520 to 2919 code for a protein of 799 amino acids. NCBI's taxonomy places the organism in Eukaryota, Metazoa, Arthropoda, Insecta, Diptera, Drosophilidae. Gene Ontology annotation, molecular function: RNA polymerase II cis-regulatory region sequence-specific DNA binding; DNA-binding transcription factor activity, RNA polymerase II-specific. Gene Ontology annotation, biological process: regulation of transcription by RNA polymerase II. The record is from RefSeq and is a predicted model, not a curated record.